AUGGGCAAUCUAUUUUGCCGAACUAUUCCUUCUGCUGAGGUCAUUGGCAGCGAUCUGAGUCCUCAGCCAUCGGAAGUUCCGUCAAAUGUGAAGUUUUGCGUUCAUGAUAUUGAGGACGAAUGGGUAUAUGAGACUCCAUUCGACUUCAUCCAUGUCCCUAUUACUAAGCCUGGAGGCUGGGUGGAAUUUCAAGACUGGGAUAACUCAAUAACGUCUGAAGAUGGAACCACCAAGGGCACGGAAAUUGAGAGGCAUAGCAUGGAAGUAAUAGAUGCUUCUGAGAAAGCCGGAUAUCAUGCAAAUCCAGGGCCGUUCCUAGAACAGUGGUUCCACGAAGCAGGAUUUGUGGACGUCCAUGUUCAGAAAUAUCGCGCAAAUUGGAAACUGGCUCAGAGAUCCAUAUUACCUUCUACUAACUUCAAGCAGAAAAGAAUUGGCGAUUGGAAUUUGCUCCAGGCAGAGCAAGGUUUCCAAGCAGCUGCCACGGAGAUAUUGACGAAAUUUGAAUCAUGGUCCUUUGAAGAGGUAAUCGUUCUUACAGCUGGGGCUUUGAAUGACAUCCAUAACCCAGGGAUCCAUGCACUGGUUGAUUUUUACGUUGUAUACGAUAUUGAACAAAGCCAGGAGCAAAGAUUGCUAGCUACCCUAUCAUGUUAA
Molecule: messenger RNA, 657 nt
Organism: Rasamsonia emersonii CBS 393.64
Lineage: Eukaryota; Fungi; Ascomycota; Eurotiomycetes; Eurotiales; Trichocomaceae
Exons: 7
Coding region: 1-657 (218 amino acids)
Source: RefSeq, a predicted model, not a curated record